UCUCACUGCAUUGUUAGCCAACCUGGGAUAAUAGCUUGAUCCGAUGUUACGCUUUAAGUCCAGAGCAGGUUGUGUGUGGGACCUUGAACCCAGGCGGGGAACAGCUGAGAGCGAAGUGAGGGGAACCAAAGAGAGGAGGAACAGUCAGACAACGGGACUCGCCGCAGGAAAGCAGGUCCAGUCUCCCAACUCCCCUUUGGAGAUCUUCAUCAUCUGUGCCCAAGGGGUCUGCAGCUUUUUCCGGACACCACAGGAGAAACACACAGAUACAGGAAAGGAAAUGAGCACCGGAAGAUUACGAAGUGGUGGGAGAGACAAGUGCAGGCUGCACAUGGUGACCUGGAACGUAGCCACAGCCGAGCCUCCUGAAGACGUCACCUCUUUGCUGCAGCUGGAUGUCCAGCCCCCCACGGAUCUCUACGUGAUUGGCCUGCAGGAGGUGAAUUCCACGCCUGUGAGGUUCAUCGCUGACCUUUUGGUGGAGGACUCCUGGAGCCACGUCCUCAUGGACACACUGGCACCCAGAGGAUUCAUCAAGGUCACAUCCGUGAGGAUGCAGGGUUUGCUGCUGCUGGUUUUUGCCAAACAGGUUCACCUCCCUUACAUCAGAGACAUCCAGACCACCUACACUCGCACUGGCAUCUUCGGCUACUGGGGUAAUAAAGGAGGAGUGUCUGUGCGUUUUUCCUUCUACGGCCACAUGGUUUGCUUCCUCAACUGUCACCUGGCAGCUCACAUGAACUACGCUCUGGAGCGCGUUGAUGAGUUUGAGCACAUCCUGGAAACGCAAGACUUUGACAUGGACGACACCCCACACGUGCUGGACCACAAGGUGGUGUUCUGUUUUGGCGACCUGAACUUCCGUAUUGCGGACCAUGGCUUGCACUUCCUCCGCUCGUCCAUCAACAGUGGACGCCUGAAUUUGCUGUGGAGCAAAGACCAGCUCAUCAUGAUGAAGAAGAAGGAAGCGUUCCUGCAGGAGUUUGAGGAAGGGCCAUUGAAUUUUAAACCCACCUACAAGUUUGACCGUAACUCUAACACCUAUGAUACCAGUGGCAAGAAGAGGAAGCCAGCUUGGACGGAUCGGAUCCUCUGGCGCAUCAAACCCAAAACCCCGCCGAUGGAGGACGAUGAUGAGAAGGCGUCGACUUUAACUGAUGAUGGACAAGAUGAGUAUCCAAUCGUGGUCAGCCAGGAUAAAUACACCAGUGAAAUGAGCUACGGAGUCAGUGACCACAAGCCUGUCAUUGCAACCUUCAGCCUGGAGCUGAGGAAAUGCUUUGACACACCAAUGGUGCACAUCUCUCCUGAGGGGGUAUGGAGUGCCGACCAGGAUGCAGCUCUAAACUACACCAUCCAAGAGGACUUCAUGUCCUCCACAUGGGACUGGAUCGGCCUGUACAAGGUGGGAUUCAAGAGUGCGUCCGACUAUGAGACCUUUGUUUGGGUAAGGGAGAAUGACCUGCCGGAGACAAAUGAAGACAUACAGAUAUCUGUGGAUAAGGACGAGAUCCCUCUGCUGGGUGGACAGUAUGUUUUGGGUUACUACAGUACAAACAUGCAAAGCAUCAUCGGCCUCAGCGCUAACUUCCAGAUCCUGGAGUCAAAGCGAGCUGUUAUGGAAGGCCUCGUUCCUGAGAUCAUCAACGGGCUCAACAAAUAGGAACAAAUUCACUGCAGUGCCACAUCGUAUUCUUCUCCCCUGCAAAUCCACACAGAGCUGAGUAAGACUUCCAAACGCCCCAAGAUCAGCUCCAUCAUCUACUGCAUAAGCUCACCCAGUCAUUGAUUAAAGGCCAACUCACUGUGCCAUCACAUGUACUGGAAACUUAAAGUUGUUGUUGUAUACCUUUGCCUUCACGUACAAUUGAGUCUAGCUGGAACAGUUCAUUGCUGUAAUGAAUUAUUUGCCAGUUAGAGCAGAAAAUACAUGAAUAAAAAUGCCAAACGACACAGUUGCUUUUAAAAGCAAAAGGUGCUUCAGUUUGUUUUGUUGAUAGUAGUGCAGAAUCCGCCAUCAUAGGGAACUUUUGAAUAGAAAAUUCAGUGACAAUCGUGUGAUGAUCUGUUUCACUUUAUCUGUACUAUCUUAAUGCAGAAAAAAAGCAUCUGGUAAUUUUAGGUCUUGCUGUCACUUUGCACCAGCUACAAAGCCCAACUUUGUUUUGACUGAUAAUAUUUAUUAUAUUAUAAAUAGAGAAAGAUUUAAAGAUUUAAAUAGUUUAUUUACACAUGGAUCCCUUUAAGAACAUUUAAUGUUAGAUAUAGAUGUUGAAGUGGACUUCUACAUUGAAGUGUUUUCCGUGAUAUAUUGUAUCUCAGAUGUACAUGUAGUAAUAUAGAUCUUAUGUGUAUCAUGACAGACUGUAAGACAGUGAACAUCAAUCAUAACAGGGUUAUAUUUUGAAUGUAUCUGGGUUUAAAAGAUUUCAAUUAUUUAUCUUUCUCUAAAUGUCACUGUAGUUUCUUUCCUAUUCCAAUGCAAAAAAAAUAUUGAUGUCAAAGAAAAAGAAAAGUGUUGAAUUGUGUGUUGUAGCGAAGAUGUUUAUUUGGUUGACUGAGAAUGAAUAAUAUCAACAGAGCACAGUCAGUAUGUGUGUUGUGAUUAUAAGUUUUAUUAUUAUUAUGAACAUUUAUAUACACAUGAUAAAAAAAUGUGGGCACUCUCCUGUGCAACUGUUAUGAUAAAAUUACAAAAUCAUUUUUGCAAAUGCAAGAAAAACUAUCUCAUAAAUACAAGAUUGUGAAGACAAA
Molecule: messenger RNA, 2754 nt
Organism: Scophthalmus maximus (turbot)
Lineage: Eukaryota; Metazoa; Chordata; Actinopteri; Pleuronectiformes; Scophthalmidae
Gene: inpp5kb
Product: inositol polyphosphate-5-phosphatase Kb
Exons: 13
Coding region: 44-1663 (539 amino acids)
Biological process (GO): phosphatidylinositol dephosphorylation; negative regulation of insulin receptor signaling pathway; negative regulation of phosphatidylinositol 3-kinase/protein kinase B signal transduction
Cellular component (GO): cytoplasm; ruffle; endoplasmic reticulum
Molecular function (GO): inositol bisphosphate phosphatase activity; phosphatidylinositol-4,5-bisphosphate 5-phosphatase activity; phosphatidylinositol-3,4,5-trisphosphate 5-phosphatase activity
Source: RefSeq, a predicted model, not a curated record